CUUGCAUAUUUUUAUAUACAUAUUUACCAGUGCAUAUUUCUUUUAACUAAUCUUAUUAUUAUCUUAUUGUUUCAGAUACAUCCCGAUGAUCAUCUAUCACUGCGCAUCUGUCAUGCAUGCAUCAGUUACCUGAAUUCCUGGCAAAGCUUCAAAAAUCGCUGCAUCGCGUCGCAAAGCAAACAACGCAGUUGGUUGGAUUCCAAUAAACGACAACAGCUGCUUGAUAACAAUGUCAGUAUAUCAACGAUUAGUGCAGAUGGCACUACCCAACAGCAACAGCAAUCGGAGGAUAGCGAACACCAAACACCAAGCUUGGCAACAUCGAUAUUGGAUGGCAUUUCGUCGUUGAAGAAACGCAAAUCUUUAACUGUUUAUGUGAGUCCUAAAGAAAACCCCCCAACUACUACCACUACUAGUACUCCUUCUACUACUACUUCUGCUGCUGCUACUGCAACUGUAACAAGUAAACAACACUUAUUAUCAGCAUCAAUAGAACCUACGUUUCAUAUAAAAAAAUCGCAACAACCAUAUGAACCACAAUUGUUGCUUCAACAACCAGGGGCAUUUAAGAAGUAUAGCAGGCAAUUUGCGCCUUCAGCUGGUUCACUUGGUGCUGCUGGUGCCGGACGCGUACAAUCUCUGGCACUGCCACAGCCACCACUGCGCAGAGCUAGGCAUUACCACCGCUCUACGCUGCACCAGCGGCAGCAGCAGCACCAUCAGCAACAGCAAAAAGAGUUGCAACAAUAUGUACAAGCGGAAGUGGAAAAGUAUCAAAGACAACAGCUGUUGCAGGAACAACAAAAAAUGCUGGAACAGCAGCAGCAGCAGCAACAACAACAAUUGCAGCAACAUCAGCAGCAGCCGUCGCAUCCACAGUUACAGCAACAACAAAUGCAGUCAAUUGCUGUCGCAGCAUCCACUUCGUGUCAGAGUGCCGCGCAGCAAUUGCGUUUGUUUAGACGUUACACGUACAACAACCCAUUACCAGCUGUGGAAAUCAAAGAUGAACCAAUGGAUCCCGAUGAUGACUACAGUGCGAAACAGCACGAUGAGUCGGACGAUAUGGUUGAUCCCACACUCUUUUUAGAGCGCACCGAAGAAGAGGGCGACGAGGCGUUGAUGGAGCAUAUGUCCUAUCAAUAUGAACCACCGCCGCCGCGUCCCGCUAUUGAACUUUCGGUACUUGCAGACACCAAAGAAGCAUCUUGUCGCGCCUGCAAUCUAAAGUUCUCUACACGCGCCAACGCCCGCCGUCAUGAGCGAAACCUGCAUCCUAAUCUUUUCGAACUGUCCACAUCAACGCCAAAUAACAUGCCUGUGACCAAACCGACGCCUGCACUGGCUGCUGCUCUGGAGCUACAACGAGCCUCAGCAGCAGCUGUAGCUGCGGCCGAGGCUUCGAAAGCCGCUUCUGGCAUGAUUACGCCGCUUAAGUAUCGACAGGAAAUAGUGAAUGCAUUCAACAAAUGCGAAAUCGGUGGUUUCGACUAUGAGCACCCAGAGAAGUACCAACAUCAUUUGACUGAUGAGAAAAUCGUGUUCCUACAACAGAACGACGAAUUUUUGCGCCAGUAUCAGAAUAUGACUUGCCGUUGCUGCAAUAAAACAUAUUCGACCUACAAGAAUUUCAUGGCGCACAUGCGCAAGAAAUACUUAACAUUGCCGCGCAACCUAUGCUUCAACUGCCUCAAACUGAAUGACUCGAAAGCGCUGUUCAUAUCGCAUUUGAAACGACGCAAUUGCAUCAAUUUAUAUAAAGUGUUGCAUGCGCUGAUGGCGAAGGACUCCAGCUUUGCUGCUGCUGUCACUGCAACAGCGGCGGCAGUGCCUGAUAAGUUGCGUGCCAAGGAGUUGCUCGUCAAUAAAAUGUACGAAUGCAAAUUAUGUCCGAAACGGUAUCGGCUGAAGUUGGAAUUCCGUUCGCAUGUUUACGAUCAGCACGCCGACAUGCAACGCAAAGAUACCAUGCAAAAACAAUGUUGUUAUUGCGGUUUGGAGCUGGAGGACCCCGCUGAGCGCAAACGCCAUUACAAUAAUAUGGAUUGCAUUGUUUCAUUACGUUGUGUGACAUGCGAUGCGAAAUUCGAUAAUCAUCAGAAAUUUUUGGACCAUGUAUAUGAAAAGCAUUUGGCCGCCUUUGGCGAACAGACGUCGACAUCUGGGCUAAAUGUCAGUGUGACCUCGGAGAAUUCACCGGGUAAAAAGUCGACGCCUGGUUUGGGUGGUGCUUCCUCCACCGACGAGUCCCGCAGCAGUCAUCACGCCAACUCUUUAACACAGCCAAAAUCGCAAUAUUUCUCGCGCAUGCCACAAGCUUGUCCGAUAUGUGAUCAGCAAUAUAACAACUACAACAAUGUGCUGCGCCACAUGGAAUCCAAGCAUCCAGAUCAAUUGCCGCAGACCUACAAGUGUGUAAAGUGUGGUAUUGGUUAUCCACGUUUGUCCAACUUACGUGAACACAUGGUCAGUGCUCAUGCAGCGGAUAAGGCAAGACAUACUGGUUUUGAGUAUAUUGUGAAUGCGGAUGCGGUUAAAAUUGCCUAUGGUACAACACAGAAUGUCUAUACAGGACGGUAUGAUUAUGUGAUGAAAGAUUUAAUGUCGAUAACGAAUGGCGGAUCAAUCGCUGACGACGAUGAAAAUUCUAGUGAGAAUGCAGCCAAGAAAAUGCGCACAGAAAGUGGCGCCGCUGUGACCACCAGCACUGGCUCCGGCAAUGCCAGUGGCAGUGGUAACAUGUAUAGCAGCCUGAAAGAGUGUCCCAUUUGCAAUGCAGUAUUCAGCAAUAAUAUAGGUCUUUCUAAUCAUAUGCGCUCACACAGUGCAGCGAACCAGAACAGUGGCCAGUCCCCAGCACUGGUGAGCGCCAGCAAAUCGACACCAAGCGGGCUCACUAUAACACCGGCACCACCCUCAAAGCCAUCGACGCCUCCAGCUAUGCAGCAUCAGACAGCAGUACAAAAGGCAAUCUUUAAGCGUAGUUUGGAACAGGCCGCCGACCGCCGUUUCCGACGCAUGCGUUGCCGUCUCUGUCAGCGUCGAUUCUCAUCGAAGAAAUCCUACCGUUUCCACAUGCUCAACGACCAUCAAAUACGCAAUGUACAAUUUAUUAAAUGCAAAUUGUGCGAUGCAGAGUUCGCUUACGAGAAGGGCUUGAAGGUGCACAUGUUCAAAAUACAUAAUACGCUGCUCAAAGACGAGAUGAUUGUCAAGCAAUUUGAAUGUGAUAUUUGUUCGAUUGUGUAUCGCAGUGAAGAUCAGCUUCAACAGCAUAAGAAGACUGUUCAUGGUGGUACAGACCAGCAGGGUGGUGAUGAAGCAUUUGACGAUAAAAUCGCAGCCGCGAAUCCCGCUGAUCGUUCGGGCAUCUCGACGCCGGUUAGUAGUGUGGGAGCCGGCGGCGAACGUAGCACGGUGGAUACUUCAGCUACUGGACCACUAUACUGGUACCAAUGCAAGUAUUGCCCAUCGAACUUUAAUACCAACAAAAAGUUAGCAAUCCACAUUAACUCACACGACGAGUUCGAUUCAAAUGAUUAUUCGUGCAAGGAUUGUGGAAAUGUUUACAGCGGACGAAAGAGCUUAUGGGUGCAUCGCUACAAAAAGCAUCCACAAUUCCCAGAACCCUCUGAAUGUGUGCUCUGCAAAAAGGUUUUCUUUGAUAGCCAAAUGUUAGAGAACCACAUACCAACUUGCAAUCGCAAGCCAAUUACAGCCACUGGCGCUGUGGCUGAAAGCGCGGGCCCGCCACCAAUCUAUAAACACAAGACGGGUGAUGACGAUGACGAUGAUGCAUCACACGAAGCCAGCGGUGUUAUAACGACAAGCGCAUUGGGUGGCGGUGAGCUAGAGAUAACUCCGAUACCGGCGAGCGGUCUGAAGAUUAAACUACCAGAAGUAGCUUGCACAAUAUGUGGACAACGUUUCACUGAUCAGGAAUUGUUCUCCAAGCACAUACAAAUGCAUGAAAUGGAAUUAUAUACGGAUAAUCCGUUAGCGGCCAUGUUUGAUACGGGUCCAGCGGAUCCGAAUCAAUUCUACUUGGAUCGGGUGAAUGACAAUGGCGAAUACGCCUGCGAUCUGUGUAAUAAAACGUUUACACAAAUGACUGCACUUAAAGUGCAUCGUAAAUGGCAUUUCAGAGGUGAUAGCAAACAGAACCAAGUCGACGCGGAUCAUUCAGCCAAUGCAGCGAACCCAUCAUCCCAGAUCCUGACCAACCAUCAACAUCCACUGGGAUUACAAGCAGUGGGGCUUAUUCCCAAUCCCCAUCAUCACUCUUCAAGGUCCCAGAAACGCAAACGCGAACUUAAAUGUGAGUACUGUCCCUCCACAUUCAUUAGCAACAACAACCUGCGUCGCCACAUCUACGAGCUGCAUAAAGAUGAGAUCGGUAACUUGCCUGUGCCACCGAAAAUUGAAACAGAUCCCCAUCUGCAGUGCCGUCGUUGUCAGCAAAAGUUCGAAACGAAAACUGAUUGGAUUGAACACAAAGUUGCAGAUGCGCGUGUAACCAAACCGUUCGGUCCAUUCCAGUGGGGCUGUGAUUUAUGUGGAGCCUAUGUUUCGCGUAAAGAGAAGUUAAUAAAUCACAUACAUAAUCACUUGAAAGAAAAGGAGAUAGUGCCUGUGGAAGAUCAACAACAGACUCAUGACCAGAAUCAGAAUCGCUCGGCUAUGAAAUCGACGGCGGCACCUGCAGCAGAAAAAGUUGUUGUUGAUGGAGAAGUGGUGGUGAAGAGCGAAAUAGAUGAUGAAAAAGAACAGUCAAACGAAGGUAUUAAAGAGAGGCGGGAAUCCGAAGAUGAGGAUGGUGAGGUGGAUGGCGAAGUAGUGGACUAUGAAGGGGAACGAAAAGAAAUAGGUGAGGGCGGAAGGCGCGACGCUCAAUUUGAAGAAAACGCCGAAGAGGAUGGUUCAGAGAAAGAAGAGGAAGAUGAGGAAUAUGAAAAUAUGGGUGAAAUUAUGCAAGUCGCAAUGACUGACACGCAUGCCAAUGAUGAAACAGAACAGGAUGAAGUUGAUGAGAGCGAAGCCGAUGAUUGCGAGGAAGAUGCCGACGCAGACGAUGACGAUGAUGUUGAUGUAGAUAAUGCGGAUUCAAACGACAAUGUUGCCGCGUCGAAUGGUCGGGCUUAUGGGCGCGGUCCUCCAGUUGCGUCACAAGUCACCAUUGAACCAAUUCGUAAUUCGACGGAUACGACCGGAGACUCUUCGGCGUCGUACGACGAAGACGACGACGAUGACAAUGACAACGACUCGGAUGGGGAUAGUGAUGCGGACAGCGGCGAUAGUUCUUCGCAGGAUUCGAAGACGCGAGGAUCAGCGCCCAAAGCACGUUUCUCUUGCGAUCUCUGUCGAUUGUUCUUCGACUCGCAACAGGAGCUGCAAAAGCAUGUGAAAAUGCAUUUCCUCAAUGGACCUGGCUCGGUGUCGUUAACCGAGAUCAAGUCAAAGACAGGCAACAAGUCGAGUCGCAGUAGCAGCAGUGAUGUAGUGGCGGUGUAGUCGUAGUGAACCGCUGCUGCUACUGCACUUGCUACCUGCCAUUGCUAAACGUUUCUAUUUACUUUGAAAUAUUGCAUAAGCCGUUAUUUUUUGCUAGAUUAGUUUUUACUCUGAAUCAUAUACAUAUAAUGAAUGUUUGUAUACUACUUAAGUUACUGCCUAAUUUAUUAACUUUCUCAAGUUUGCUAAAAGAAAGCAAGAUUUAUGUUAUUUGUGCAUUACCGAGCAAAUAAUAUAAAAAAAUAAACUUUAUAUAUAAACUGUAAUUAUUACAUACUUACAAUAAAAUAAUGCAAAUGUAUGUAGUAAACUUUACUAAAUAUAAAUAAAUAACUUUUUACUCUUGCUUUGAUUAAUUUUGCAUGAAGAGUGAACUUACAAAACCCUUAAUUACGACGUUAUACUACAAAUACAACUAAUUGAAUACGAAAUAUAAGUAUGAGCUGUAGAACUAGAAGCAUUUGCAACAUUACCAAUUUUUCAAAUAACAGCUUAUGAUUUUAAUUUAUUUUGAAUAUAAAUGCGAGUAUAAUUUAACAUCAAAUAUAUUUAUUUUUUUUUUGUUGUUUUUGUCCAACAAAAUUGGCAUUGAAAUAAUGUAUUUAGCAUUAGCAACGCUCUAAAAAUACAAACUAGUUGUAAGGCUUCAACUGUAAACAUGAAUUCAUUCAAAAUUAUUUAAUAAACCUAAAAAAAAAA
Rhagoletis zephyria (snowberry fruit fly) is the source of this 6210-nucleotide messenger RNA. RefSeq names its product zinc finger protein hangover. Gene Ontology annotation, molecular function: DNA-binding transcription factor activity, RNA polymerase II-specific; RNA polymerase II transcription regulatory region sequence-specific DNA binding. Gene Ontology annotation, biological process: regulation of transcription by RNA polymerase II. Lineage: Eukaryota; Metazoa; Arthropoda; Insecta; Diptera; Tephritidae. The record is from RefSeq and is a predicted model, not a curated record. Gene Ontology annotation, cellular component: nucleus.